UGGAUUAGCGCAACUGGCGACGUGGGACGGCCCGGCCCGGCCCCGCGCCCGCCGCCGGCACGGGGAGCGGCACCGGGAGCGGCACCGGGCAGGCCGCCGACAAGACGAGGAGCCCGAGGGCGGCGGCACUCUGGUGCUGCAGUCCCGCCAGCGCGACGCGGUGAGGGGCGGCGGCGCUGGGAGCGCCUUGGCAGGCGGCGAUGGCGCUGCGGGCGCGGGCGUUGUACGACUUCAGGUCGGAGAACCCGGGUGAGAUCUCGCUGCGGGAGCAUGAAGUGCUGAGCCUGUGCAGCGAGCAGGACAUCGAGGGGUGGCUGGAGGGCAUCAACAGCCGCGGAGACCGCGGGCUCUUCCCGGCUUCUUACGUGCAGGUGAUCCGCGCCCCCGCCGCCGAGCCGCCGCCGCCCGCCCGCUACGCAAACGUCCCCGUCGGCGGAUUCGAGCCGCUGCCGCCCCCCGCCGCCUUCAAACCGGCGGCGCAGCAGCCUCCGGCCGAGCCCUUCCCGCCGCCCCCCGCCGGGUAUCCCUUCCCGCCCUACGGCGGCUCCUACCAGCCCAGCCAGGGCAGUGAUGACGACUGGGACGACGACUGGGACGACAGCUCCACGGUGGCCGACGAGCCGGGCGCCCUGGGCAGCUCCUAUCCCGACUAUGAGGCGGCGGGCGGCGGCGCCCCGGGUCGGUACCGCCUGUCCACCCGCUCCGAGCCGUCCCUGGGGCCCCGCGGCGCGGGACACCCACCGGGACACCCGCACCCGCCCGGCGGCAGUGGCGCCGCCAAGAGCUCGGCCACUGUGAGCCGCAAUCUCAAUCGCUUCUCCACCUUCGUCAAGUCCGGUGGAGAGGCCUUCGUGCUUGGCGAGGCGUCGGGCUUCGUGAAGGACGGGGACAAGCUGUGCGUGGUGCUGGGCUCCAGGGGCCCCGAGUGGCAAGAGAACCCGUACCCCUUCCAGUGCUCCAUCGAGGAUCCCACCAAACAGACCAAAUUCAAGGGCAUGAAGAGUUACAUUGCCUACAAGCUGGUGCCCAGCCAUACUGGGCAGCAGGUGCACCGCCGCUACAAGCACUUUGACUGGCUCUAUGGGCGCCUGGCUGAGAAGUUUCCUGUCAUCUCUGUGCCCCACUUGCCAGAGAAGCAAGCCACUGGCCGCUUUGAGGAGGACUUCAUCUCCAAACGUCGCAAAGGCUUGGCCUGGUGGAUGGACCACAUGUGCAGCCACCCCGUGCUGGCUCAGUGUGAUGCCUUCCAGCACUUCCUCACCUGUCCCAGCACGGAUGAGAAGGCCUGGAAACAGGGGAAGCGCAAGGCUGAGAAGGAUGAGAUGGUGGGUGCCAACUUUUUUCUGACCAUCAGUGUCCCCACAGGCCCUGGGGCCAGCCUGGACUUGCAGGAGGUGGAAAGCCAGGUGGAUGGCUUCAAAGCCUUCACCAAGAAAAUGGAUGAGAGUGCCCUGCAACUUAAUCACACAGCCAACGAGUUUGCCCGCAAACAAGUUACUGGUUUCAAGAAGGAGUACCAGAAGGUGGGGCACUCCUUCAAGUGCCUCAGUCAGGCAUUUGAGCUGGACCAGCAGGCCUUUUCAGCUGGCCUCAACCAAGCCAUAGCUUUCACUGCAGAAGCCUAUGAUGCCAUCGGGGACCUCUUUGCAGAUCAGCCUCGGCAGGACCUAGAUCCUGUGAUGGAUUUGUUAGCGCUGUAUCAGGGGCACUUGGCCAACUUUCCAGACAUCAUCCAUGUGCAGAAAGGAGCCCUUACCAAAGUAAAGGAGAGUAAGCGGCACGUGGAAGAGGGGAAGAUGGAGCUCCAAAAAGCUGAGGGCAUUCAAGAACGUUGUAACAUUAUUUCUUUUGCAACCCUUGCAGAAAUUAAUCACUUCCACAAAAUUCGUGUGAGGGACUUUAAAUCACAGAUGCAGCAUUUCUUGCAACAGCAAAUACUCUUUUUUCAAAAAGUGACACAAAAGCUAGAAGAAGCUCUUCACAAGUAUGACAGUGUUUAGUCUCUGAUUUGUGGACUUUACUCAGCAUGAAUGUGACCCAGGCGGCAGAGCAAAUGCUGCUGAAGAGCUGUUGCCAGUGGUAGAUGGCGGUACAAGGAUGGGUUUGUGUUCACCUGGAACCCGGGUUUAAUCUCGGAAUAUGUAGAAAGGAAACAGUUAUAGGGCUAUGUAGUAGAAACAGUACCAUGCAUUGUAACUAAGUUAUACUGUGUAUGCCUACACCAUUGUAACUUUUUUGAAAUAAUGAGUAUACUAUUUGCCUUAUUGCUUUUUGAAAUACGGUAUCUUAGUGCAUACUUCAUAGACCUCAAAGCCCUUUGGGUAUUUAAAGAAGUUGGCUAGAUAAAAGCCUGCUUCGAUGCCUUUUUACUUUCCUAGAUUUGGAUUUCCUAAAUUCAAACGAUUCUGUUUACAGACUCCUACUAGAGCAGCUAAGUGAUUCUGUGCCUUUAGACUCUAUUUUUCCUUUUCUAGUAUGUCACAUUUUUAUGAUUAAAUGAAUGAAGGGUUGAUGCCUAUGAUGGGAACUGAUGAUGAAACCUCACACUGACUGGAAAAAAAUCAGCUGCCAUCCAAUUUGCAUAGCAAGUACUUUCUUAUGACAAAUGUUGGCUCAAAAGGGAAAAGUUAAAUUUAUUCACACUUUCCCUGGAAAUGGAGACUAUGUGUUAUAUGUACUAGGAUGUUAAACACAUGUACAGAAAAUCACCACUUAAUUCCCUUUCUGAAAUAAAUAAUACAGUGAGGGGUGGUUUUUGGGAUUUUUUUUGUAUACAGCAUUACUGUAAGUGGAAAUUUGAAGAGCUAGUCUAAUAAAAAUGCAUAUAUCAAGGGGAUAUUAAUGCAAGCUAUGUGGCUGCAACAUAUUUUUUAAGUUUCAAAUUAUUUGCUCUUUGUUCAGUUGCUGAUUCAGUUUAACUUCAGACUUGCAUCUGCAUUGCCGGUUGUCUGAGAUGAAACUCCACUGUGAUUUAUUAGUUUACUAAGUUAAAAGUUUUUGGGGAUUUUCAGUAGUAUAAAUGAUCUGAAGUCUUGGCUGAACUGACUUGGAAAACAGGUGGUAUUUUUAUGUUUGUAAUGCUCAAGAAUUAACAAUUGUCUUAAUUUUGUAUGAAUAUUUUUGACAAGCAGGGUGCAUUUAUAUAUAUGUAAACACUAUCUUUUGAAGAGGUUAUUUCCCUUGAAUUAAGUCUGAAGGUAUUUCUUACUUAUUGGUUUCCUUCUUAUAGGUCAGUAUGAAAGACAGUUUUUGUUUAUCCUAUCUUUUUUCUCCUAAAAAAAUAACAAAGCUUUGUGAGGAAGCAAAAUGUUUAAUUUUUUGUUUAAUUAAAUUAAUCAAAAAUAGCUUAAACAAGUGAAAGCCUGGAAAAGGAAGUUGAGCACCAGUUUCAGUUAAGUACAAAUCAUUCCUCACCUAUGCAGCAGAAAUGUGCAUUUUUUUCACAUGAUCAUGUGAGUUUCUGUUUAACCCCACACCUCUGUUUUAGAGGAGUAACAUGUAAGAAUGUAGUUUUGAUUCUAAGAUUCAUCCCCAAAUGUUUGGAGAUGGCUGUUUUGCACAAGCUGUGUUUGGUGGGGUUUCUAGUACAUAACUAAAGCAGUAAAAUACAGAAUCAUGAAGAGGGGAAAGCAAGUAAUAAUUUGUAAAAGAAAGGACAAUCAGUGAGGAAGGACUCAAUUUCCAGCCUUUUGAAACAAUUCUGCAAACAGGAUUGACCAUAAAAGGACCACAGUCAUAGGGCUGACUUGCUCUUUACCUUCCUCAUUGUGUCUCAUUCUACAUUCAAAACUCACCACUUCCCCAACAGCUCUUCCCAGAAGUUCUCCUGCUUUCCCAUAUGUCAUUUAAUUAUGUGACGGAGGGAUGAGCUAGGUUGGAGCUGAGUUCCAUGGCUAAUGUUUGCUUAAGCCAGAUACUGUUUUAGUAAAUGUCUUUACAGUAAUUAGAUCAGACUGCAAUCAAACUGAUUUCACAUGGGGGUAUAAAGACCUGUUCAGAUACUGAUCUUGGUUCAGUUGAAGUGUUUUAGGAGGUUAGUAUUAAUGACAUGUUCAUGUCUGGGAGGAAAUUAAGCUGUGAUAUGUAUUCAUACGACAUUAAUCAGACAGGUACAGUUUUCCCUAAUAAACUGUCAUGGC
Molecule: messenger RNA, 4139 nt
Organism: Poecile atricapillus (Black-capped chickadee)
Lineage: Eukaryota; Metazoa; Chordata; Aves; Passeriformes; Paridae
Gene: SNX18
Product: sorting nexin 18
Exons: 2
Coding region: 201-2000 (599 amino acids)
Biological process (GO): protein transport; endosomal transport; cleavage furrow formation
Cellular component (GO): cytoplasmic vesicle; plasma membrane
Molecular function (GO): phosphatidylinositol binding; protein binding
Source: RefSeq, a predicted model, not a curated record